Penicillium brevicompactum is the source of this 1074-nucleotide messenger RNA. RefSeq names its product Ldh family oxidoreductase. The transcript has a single exon. Bases 1 to 1074 code for a protein of 357 amino acids. NCBI's taxonomy places the organism in Eukaryota, Fungi, Ascomycota, Eurotiomycetes, Eurotiales, Aspergillaceae. The record is from RefSeq and is a predicted model, not a curated record. Gene Ontology annotation, molecular function: oxidoreductase activity.
AUGGCAGACCAAUCCAACCAACCCCAACAAAUGCACAACAUCCAACACACCAACCUCGAACAAUUCGUGCAACAGAUUCUCAUCGCAAAUGGCACAUCACCAGCCCACGCAGCCAUAGUCUCCAAGUGCCUAGUCGCCGCCGACCUGCGCGGCGUCGACACACACGGCAGCAACCGCAUCCCAUCAUACAUGGAGCGAAUUCGACAAAAAGCCCUAGACCCAUCUGCAACACCAACACUCAACCAAGUAACGCCAGCAGUGGCGCAAAUCGACGCACACAACGGAUUCGGCUUCGUAGCCGCGCACGAAGGUAUGAAGCGCGCUAUUGAGAUGGCUCAGAUUUUCGGUAUCGGCAUGGUUUCCAUUAAGCACUCGAAUCACUUUGGUAUGUCUGCUUGGCUUGUGCAGCAGGCUUUGGACGCCGAUAUGAUGUCUCUUGUUUUCACGAAUAGUUCGCCUGCGCUGCCUGUUUGGGGUGGGAAGGAGAAGUUGAUGGGUGUUUCGCCUAUUGCGUGUGGUGCGCCGGCUGGGGAGGGCAGACCUUUUAUUCUUGAUAUGGCGCCUUCUAUCGCGGCGCGGGGGAAGAUUUAUAAGGCGUUGAGGAGGGGUGAGAAGAUUCCUACGGAUUGGGCGCUUGAUCGGGAUGGGGGGAGGACGGAUGAUCCUGCGGAGGCUUUGCAGGGUGUUAUGUUGCCUAUGGGUGGACCGAAGGGAUCUGCGUUGUCUGUUAUGAUGGAUGUUUUCUCUGGUGUGCUUUCUGGGUCUGCGUUUGCGGGACAUGUUACCAAUCCCUAUGAUCCGUCGAAACCGGCGGAUGUGGGACACUUCCUGGUUGCUAUCAAGCCGGAUUUGUUCAUGACUAUUGAAGAGUUCAAGGGGAGGAUGGACUAUCUUUACCAGCGCGUUGUCGAAUCUGAGAGAAUGGCUGGUGUGGAUCAGAUCUACUUCCCUGGGGAGAUUGAGAUCAUCACCGAGGAGAAGCGGAGGAAGGAAGGCAUUCCUUUCGCUGCGUCAGAGAUUGAAGCUCUGAGGAAAGAGGCCGACUUGGUCAACGUUGAGCAUUUAAAGUUGUAA